Messenger RNA from Protopterus annectens (West African lungfish), 1914 nucleotides. Its product is annotated as vomeronasal type-2 receptor 26-like. The record is from RefSeq and is a predicted model, not a curated record. Bases 1 to 1914 code for a protein of 637 amino acids. Gene Ontology annotation, cellular component: membrane. Gene Ontology annotation, molecular function: G protein-coupled receptor activity. Gene Ontology annotation, biological process: G protein-coupled receptor signaling pathway. NCBI's taxonomy places the organism in Eukaryota, Metazoa, Chordata, Ceratodontiformes, Protopteridae. The transcript is spliced from 5 exons.
AUGCUUCUAACCAAAGUGAGUGUGCCUGGGAACCUGGAAGACUUCAGGUGCAGUGAACAUCAUAUGGAUUCUAUAGCCGUUAAUAACGGCACAGCACAAGAAGAACAGUCCUGGAAUAGCACGCCGCUGGUUUUGCGGCAACAUGAAGGGAUCGAGGAAGUGACUGGUUUGACAGCCUUUGCGGUUACACUUUCUCCUGGUUCAGUUUGCCAGGAACGCAAUGAAUGGCUGCAACAGAAGCCGUUUUUUCACAAAACUACACCACAACAGGUCAACACUGGAAACACAGACAUUUACAGACUCGUUGAAGAGUUAAAUUCACCCCAGCAAAGCCCCAAUUCUCCUCGGGGCCAGGAAAUGGGUGAACUGUGCAGGAUUUUGAGUCAGCUAACCCAGCAGAUGGAGGUUUUGACUCCCAAUGGGCAGGAAGUAGCCGUGCUGCUAACCAAUGUGAGUGUGCCUGGGAACCAGGAAGACUUCAGGCACCAUGAAUGCCAUAUGGAUUCUAUAGCCAUUAAUAAUGGCACAGCUCAAGUAGAACAGUCCUGGAAUAGCACACUGUUGGUUUUGCGGAAACAUGAAGGGGCCGAGGAAGUGAAUGAACCAGGAGACAGUGUAACUGUCAAAGCUGUCAACCCAGUUCGGCAGCUUCUUCAUUAUGUAAAGAAUGUUCAUUUCAAAAAUAAAGUUGGAGACACUGUAUAUUUUGAUAGAAAUGGAGAUCCAGCAGGUGUUCUUGAUAUUGUAAACUGGCAGAUUACCACCAAUAGUACGAUACAGCAUGUGCAUGUUGGCAGUUUCAACCUCAGUGCCCCUCAAGGCCAGGAGUUCAGUCUCAACAGGAGUGCCAUUGUAUGGAAUGUAGCCUUCCAGAAGACUCCCCAGUCAGUGUGCUCUGAGAGUUGUCUUCCAGGAUAUCGCAAAGCUAGUCGACCUGGGCAGUCUGCCUGUUGUUUUGACUGUAUCUUAUGCUCUGAAGGGGAAAUCACAAACCACAGUGAUUCAGUGGAUUGUAUGAAAUGCCCAUUGUAUUACCUGUCAAGUGACGAAAGAACCUCCUGCAUCCCUAAGGUAACAGAAUAUCUUUCAUACCAAGAUCCACUGGGAGCAGCAUUGUCUGCAGUCUCCAUUUCCUGUUCCAUGAUGGCAGCUUUCAUUUUAGCAACUUUCAUCAAAAAUCGAGAGACUCCAGUUGUGAAAGCCAACAACCGUGAAAUCAGUUACCUUCUCCUAGUGGCCCUACUGUUAUGUUUUCUUUGUUCUUUGUUAUUUAUUGGUUACCCAGUGUCUACAGUCUGUAUGUUCAGACAAGUUUCAUUUGGUUUAAUUUUUGCAGUGAGCUGUUCAUGUGUUCUGGCAAAGACAAUCACUGUAGCAAUUGCAUUUAGAGCUACAGAUCCAAACAGUAACCUGAGGAGAUGGGUAGGGCCAAAGCUACCAUAUUUGAUACUCUGGUGUUGUUGCGUUUUACAGGUAACUAUCUGUAUUCUUUGGCUGUCCCUUUCACCUCCUUUCCAGGAAAUUAAUAUGCUUUCCAAACCUGACAAAAUAAUAAUCCAGUGUAAUGAGGGUUCAAUUCUUGCUUUCUGGCUUAUGGUCGGUUACUUGGGAAUUCUGGCAGGUAUCAGUUUAAUUGUUGCAUUUAUUGCUCGAAAACUGCCAGACAGCUUUAAUGAGGCAAAGUUUAUUACAUUCAGUAUACUUGUCUUCAUAACUGUCUGGCUAUCCUUUGUGCCUGCAUAUCUGAGCACCAAAGGGAAGCUUAUGGUUGCAGUGGAGAUUUUUGCCAUUUUGUCUUCCAGUGCAGGUUUACUUGGCUGUAUAUUUUUUCCAAAAUGUUAUAUAAUUUUACUAAGGCCAGAAAUGAAUUCUAAAGAAUGUUUACUAGGGAAGAAAAAAUAUUACAAAUCAUAA